Molecule: messenger RNA, 648 nt
Organism: Necator americanus (New World hookworm)
Lineage: Eukaryota; Metazoa; Nematoda; Chromadorea; Rhabditida; Ancylostomatidae
Exons: 1
Coding region: 1-648 (215 amino acids)
Source: RefSeq, a predicted model, not a curated record
AUGUCGGUAGGAAAUCGUACGGCACCCGGCCCCGACAGAAUAAGACCAGAACACCUAAAGAGCCUUCCGCCAGUACUCAUCAACACCCUGGUGAGGCUCUUUACACGUUAUCUGUCGGAAUGCAAUGUUCCUAAACAGUGGAAGACGAGAAAGACCGUGUUGUUGUAUAAAAAGGAAGAUCCACAUGACAUCGGCAACUAUCGUCCAAUCUGCCUACUGUCCGUCAUCUACAAACUCUUUACAAGAGUAAUCCUUAAUAGGAUUGAAACAGUCUUGGAUGAAGGACAGCAAUGCGAGCAAGCAGGGUUUCGAAAAGGAUUCAGCACGAUUGACCACAUUCACACUGUUUCGAAACUCAUCGAGGUAUCACGAGAGUACAAGAUGCCGCUCUGUCUCACCUUCAUCGCCUUGAAGAAAGCCUUUGACUCAGUUGAGACGGAAGCGGUCGUGGAAGCCUUGGACAACCAAGGCGUCCCUACUCAGUACAUAAAGGUACUUCGAGAGUUGUACAGUAAAUUCACGACCGGAAUUUCGCCAUUCUACAAGAACGUCAUCAUUGACGUGAAGAGGGGGGUCCGACAGGGUGAUACAAUUUCACCCAAAAUAUUCACAGCCACCCUCGAGAACGCAAUGCGAAAGUUGAAAUGA